GAGGAUGUUGGUGGUCAAAAGGACUUCAACUUUGGUGAAGUUACCCGGGAAACAGGAUUCCAUUGAUUAUUGCCCUUCGCUAAGAUGUUCUGUGGUUAGGCUUUUCCCGAUGGAGUAAGAAAUAUCGCAGGCAGUUCUAAGGAAGCAUUUUAGCUUUACCUCUCUAUACAAACUAUAUGUAUAAUCUUAUAUUUCAUGAUCUUGGAAGCUGGGUGGCAAAAUUAAGGAUACAAGCUAGUUGACAAUAAGCUAGCUGUAGGAAACUUCUGAAUUUCAUUAAAUUUAGGGGGCUUUGGUAUUUAUGGAUAGCUAUGUUAGCGGGUUCUCUCCUAACUUGCCCCCUCACCCUCCUUACUAUUUUCCUGACAGUGGAAGAAAACAUCAAUAUGAAUAUGAUGUUUUCUUGAGUUUCAGAGGCGAAGAUACGCGCAACUCAUUCACAAGCCAUCUUCAUGGAGCUUUUCAGAGAAGUGGAAUUUAUACUUUCAUUGACGAUGAGGAACUAGACAGAGGAGAAGAAAUAUCACCACUACUUAUCAAGGCAAUUAGAAGAUCAAAGAUAUCAAUAAUUAUCUUCUCUAAAAACUAUGCAUCUUCGUCAUGGUGUUUGGAUGAACUCGAGAGGAUCCUUGAGAAUCGACGAAGAUCGUUUGAUCAACUGGUCAUCCCAAUAUUUUUGUAUGUCGAUCCUUCUGAUGUAAGACAUCACAGAGGAAGUUUUGAAGAAGCAUUAGCUGAACAUGAAGAAAGUUCCAAUAAGAAGAAGGAAAAGGUGCCCAAGUGGAAGAUGGCUCUGACUGAGGCUUCCAAUCUGUCAGGAUUUCAUUUGCGUAAAAACGGGGAUGAAUCAAGAUUUAUCCAAAAAAUUGUUGAAGAGGCAUGGAAAAAAUUGAGUCGUACACUUCUACAUGUUGCCAAAUACCCAGUUGGAAUUGAAUCCCAUUUACAGGACUUGAUUCCAUUAAUAUAUGUUUCAGAGAAGGAUGUGCGAUUCAUAGGCAUCCAUGGGAUUGGUGGAAUAGGAAAGUCCAGCAUUGCAAGAGCUUUUUUUAACCAAUUUGCUGAUGAAUUUGAAGGUUCUAGCUUCCUUGAAGAUGUCAGAGAAACAUCAAAGAAGCAUCUUGGUUUUGUUCAACUACAAGAAACACUUCUGUUUGACAUGCUGAAGUUUAGAAAUUUCAGGGUCGGCAAUGCUCAAAGAGGUAUCAACCUUAUAAGGGAAAGGCUUCGUCAUAAAAGAGUGCUUCUAGUUCUUGAUGAUGUUGAUGACCCAUGUCAGCUGGAGAAAUUAGCUGGAAGGCAUGAGUGGUUUGGCUCAGGAAGUAGAAUCAUUAUAACUACUAGAAAUAAACACUUACUAACCACUCAUGGAGUUGAUGAAAUAUAUGAGGUCCAGGAAUUGAAUCAUCAUAGAGCUCUUGAACUUUUGAGUUGGCAUGCUUUUAAAAUGAACAAACCUCAAGAAGACUACCUUAUGCUCUCAGAUCGUAUCGUAGUUUAUUGUAGUGGGCUUCCAUUAGCACUUGAAGUGUUGGGUUCCUUAAUAAAUGGUAGGAAAAAACCUCAGUGGGAAAGUCUGAUAUGUAAUUUAGAAAAGAAACCUGAGAAAAAGAUAUAUGAAAUACUUAAAAUAAGUUAUGAUGCUUUAAAAGAGGAUGAGAAGUCUAGUUUCCUAGACAUUGCAUGUUUCUUUGUUGGAGAGUACAAAGAUUAUGCUACCAAAGUAAUUGGGGAUGGUAAGUUCUGCCCAAUCUUUGCGAUUGAAGUUCUUAUUGACAUGUCUCUCAUAAGGAUAGAGUCCAACAAGCUGAGAAUGCAUCACUUGAUUCAAGAAAUGGGCAAGGAAAUUGUCCGCCAACAAUCCCCUGAGGUUGGAAAACGCAGUAGAUUAUGGUCUCCAGAUGACGUUUUUGAAGUAUUCUCAGAAAACACUGGAACAAAAUCUAUUGAAGGUAUUAUGCUGAAGCUAUCUGAACCGGGAACCCUAUACUUGAAUUCUAAAUCAUUCAAAAGAAUGAAAAGGCUUCGAAUACUUAUAUUCAGUAAUGUAAUCCUUUCUGGUACCACUGAAUCCAUUCCUCAUAUGUUAAGGAUAUUUGAAUUGCCUGGAUACCAGUUUUCCACCUUCCCCUUCGAUUCUGUUCCAAAAAAACUUGUCAUACUCAGCCUGCCAUAUAGCCACAUCGAACAACCCGGUCAAGGAUUUAAGAUUAAUUUAGAAAAUUUGAAAGUUUUGAACUUUAGUCACUCUACAUUGUUCAGAGAAAUUCCUGAUCUAUCAAAAGUCCCAAAUCUUGAAUGUUUACACCUUGACCAUUGUAAGAGUUUAAUCGAGAUUCAUGAGGCUGUUGGGUCCCUUACUAAGCUGGUUAUAUUGGACCUUCAAAACUGCAGCGAGCUCAGGAUUUCUCCAACGAAUUUGGUGUCCACAUCUUUUAGAAUAUUGAAUUUUCGAGGUUGCUCAAGACUUCAAAACUUUCCGAAUAUUAUAGUUGAAGAGAUGAAAUAUUUAAGGAGUGUAGACAUAACUGGGACAGCUAUAAAAGAGCUUCCGUUCAAAAUUGAGCUUUUAGUUGGGCUCAGGGAGACAGAGUCAGGAGGCUUAUCCUCGCAUGAGAAGCUUAUGCUUAUUCCAACCAGUACGUAUAAGUUGAUGCAUCUUGAGUUUCUUGAUCAUUCUCGUUGCAGCAGUUUAAGCUAUGACUUCCCAUUGCCAAUUCCAGAUGAACUCUUAGACAAUCCAAAGCUCCAAAUUAGAACCAUAUAUGACAGGUUUGGGCAUGGAGGCCUAAAUUCCCUUUAUAAUGUUCUUGGAAAUUCGAAUCUAUCAAGUAAGGAUUUCCUUUUGACACCGGGUAGUUUUAACAAACUAUUUUGGUUGGAUCGAUCUAAAAACGAGUUUGCUAGGCUUCCCUCCUUUGGAAAUCAAGAAGAUGUGGAAGUGGUGAUGCACAUUUCCGGAAUCAACCACAGGCUAAUUGCUAAUUUACCCACCUAAGUAAAAACAUUUGAACCGAUCAUUGAUCUAGACUCCAUGCAGGAUGAUGGCAAAGAUUAUUUCCAAUGACCAGGACUGGAAUCAAAGUUACAGAUAGGACUUGAAAUUCCAGACUGGUUUAGACAGGGGAAUCAAAAUCUGGAUCACAUGUUUUACCAGCUGGUGGAAAAUGUUCCAAAAAACUGAUCUCUACGCGUGGGAUCCACGUACUAAGUUGUCGAGAUGAGCUCAUGAUUGAUAUUAAAAACUUAUCAAAGUCUCUCAUCUUUCUCAAAAUGAAGAUAUAAUUUGACAUCUAUGAAAGAAGCUUUGACAAUUUUGCGAAAAAAGAAACCUCCAAUCCUGUUGAAGUUGUCUGCAAAAAUUGCAUUGUGGAUCCUCAAGAAUCAGAAAGAUAGGAAACAGAGGACAUGCAGGAAAAAACAGCUAAGGUCCUAUGAGCCAAAACUUUUUCCACUGAAGGAAGAUACAGGACAGAAAGAUGGAGGAAAAGGUUUAGUGGAUGGUGAUAAAGAGAAGAAUAAGAUUUGCCUGUGGCAUUUGUUUUCUCAUAUGAAAUCUGAUUACAUGUAAAAUUUGUAAGGAAAUUGCAAGUCUUAAUAAUAUAUUUUUUUAUGUCA
Ziziphus jujuba (common jujube) is the source of this 3618-nucleotide messenger RNA. RefSeq names its product disease resistance protein RPV1. Gene Ontology annotation, biological process: defense response; signal transduction. Lineage: Eukaryota; Viridiplantae; Streptophyta; Magnoliopsida; Rosales; Rhamnaceae. The transcript is spliced from 6 exons. The record is from RefSeq and is a predicted model, not a curated record. Gene Ontology annotation, molecular function: ADP binding. Bases 302 to 2998 code for a protein of 898 amino acids.